UGCGCGGCUGCAACACAGGACGUAAACAAGUAGCGCGAGUUCCGCUGUCCGCGUGCAUCCGCCAAAGAGCGCGAGUCGGCGAGAAUCAAAGUUUAACGGCUGGAAGAGCGCGAGAAAGAUCGAUCACACCUGAUCAGCUUCUGUCACAAACUGACCUGCAGCAUCGAGCCAUUGCCUCCUCCUGCUGCUCCUCCCAUCAUGACACCUCCAUCAUCCCGUGAGAAGAAGAGGAGGCGCGCAGAGGGCGAGGAGUCUCCUGCUCCCAUCGACAUCGACACUCCUGAGAGAGGAGAGAAGGAGGAGGAGGAACUGUUCAGUCCUCCCGCUGAAGAGGAACGGGUGAGCAGGAAGGAGAAGAAGAAAAAGAAGAGACGAGAGGAGGAGGAGGUGUUCAGCUCGCCUGCUGAAGAUGGACAGGUGAAUGGGGAGGAGGAGGAAACCAGCGAGGGGAAGAAGAAGAAGAAGAAAAAGAAAAAUAAGAGAAGAGCGGAGGAAGAGGAGGUGUUCAGUUCUGCUUUUUCUUCUGCUGAAGAUGCACAUGUGAAUGGGGAGAAGGAGGAGAAAGAGCAGAGGGGGGACAAACAGGAGGAAACCAGCGAGGCAGAGAAGAAGAAAGAGGAGGAACUGGGUGAACAGCUGAGCAGGAAGGAGAAGAAGAAAAAGAGAAAAAAGAGGAGAGAAGAGGAGGAGGAAGAACUGUUGGCUCCUCCCUCGCCUCCUACUGGGGAUGAAAAGGUGAGCAGGGAGAAGAAAAGGAAGAAAAAACAGGAGGACGAAGAGCCAGAGAAGAGAGAGGAGGAGAAGGAGGUGUUCUGUUCUCCUGCUGAAGAUGGACAGGUGAGCAGAAAAGAGGAGAAGAGCAGCAAGGGAGGAAAGAAGAAAAAGAAAGAGGAAGUGACAUCACAGGAAAGGGAGCCUUACAGCGAGACUAAACAAAAGAAGAAGAAGGUGCGCAUGGCGAGCGUAACCACAGCAACAGCAAAUGCACAUGUGUCGGUUCAAACAGUCAAGAACAGGUUGAAGGAGGAGAGGAAAAGUGAAAGUGUGCAGGAAGUGACAUCAUGUAAUGGAGAGAAGGCAACGAAGAAUGUAAAUCCUGCGAAGAGGCAGAGAGGCGCAGCGGGGGGUCGCGGGGAGGAGGAGAAGAAGAAGAGGAGAACGGAGGCGGCAGCUGAUCCUGAAGAGUUUGACCACAAGUUGUUGGAGGACCUUCAGGAAUUUGUUCCUCAUGUGAAGAAGAAAUCUGCCGAUCAGAUCAACAAGCUGCUGCGGUACGACUUGGCACGCUUUAAGGCCUUCAAAAAGAAAGGUGUGUCUCUGCGGUGGGGGCGGUACUCUCAGCACGAGAACCAGCAAAUCGAACAGAACGUGGCCGACUUCUUGGCUCUGACAGGAAUCAGCUCAGCGGAGCAGCUUCUGUUUCCUCACAGGUUCAAAGAGCAGGAGCUGGAGAUCAGGAGGCUGAAAGCACAGCAUCACUUCCUGGAGAACAUCGCUGAGGGGAUUCCUCGGACAUGUGAUCAGGUUUACGUCAGAGCCAAGAAGAUUUUUGAUGAAAGGAAUAACAUGGGAAGGUUUUCUGAGGAUGAGCUAUGCUCUCUCACAAAGUUGCAGAAGCUCCACGGCAACGACUGGAAGAGAAUCUCAGAGAAGAUGGACCGCAGCAUCUACUCGCUGGAGAAACGCUUUAACACCAUCGCUCAGGGUCGCGGUACCUGGACUGCAGAGGAAGAGUUCCGCCUUUGGCAGGCUGUCAGGGCUCACCUGGAGACGCUGGUCCAGCAGAGCCCUGCAGGUCUGAGUAGAAACCAGCUGUGCAACAACCUGCCCUGGAAGAGGAUCAGCGAGCAGGUGGAGACCCGGUCCUGGAUCCAGUGUCGUCUCAAGUGGUUCUCCCUGCUGAAGUCUAAGCUGUCCUCAAAGGGAAGAGUGUUCAACCGAGGCGCCGAGGGGUACGCCGCAAAAAUCCAGCUCAUCAACACGCUCUAUAACAUGCAUGUGGACGACGCAGCGGACAUCGACUGGGACGAGGUGGCUGGAAUCAUCGGGACUGCGACGCCGAUGUGUGUUCAGAAGAUGUUUUACAGGUUGAAGGUUUCCAGAGUUCCAAACUGGACGAGUUUAUCGUACGCAGAGAUCAUCGACUUCCUGCAGAGCAGAGCCGUCCCUGUCCUGGAGGAGAGACUGAAGAAGUGUGAGCCCAAGGAGGAGCAGGAGGAGGAGGAGGAGAAGGAGAGACUUUAUCAGCUCUCUGACAUCUUCUCAGAGCUCAGUGACGACGUGGAGCUGGACAACAGCUGACCUGCAGCCAAUCAACAUGCGGUGUCCCCGUGGACAGACUUUAUAAAAACACUUUGAAAUCGGGACAGGGAGUGGGUUAAAAAAAGACUUUUAUUUUGAAGGUGCCGAUGCUUCGUAACAUUAAAUAAAAUUGUUUUGGUA
Pelmatolapia mariae (spotted tilapia) is the source of this 2442-nucleotide messenger RNA. RefSeq names its product transcription termination factor 1-like. NCBI's taxonomy places the organism in Eukaryota, Metazoa, Chordata, Actinopteri, Cichliformes, Cichlidae. Gene Ontology annotation, cellular component: nucleolus. Bases 199 to 2301 code for a protein of 700 amino acids. The transcript has 11 exons. The record is from RefSeq and is a predicted model, not a curated record. Gene Ontology annotation, biological process: termination of RNA polymerase I transcription. Gene Ontology annotation, molecular function: chromatin binding.